UACCCCCCUCUAGGGUGAAGGGUUUAAUAUCGGCUAUAUAAGCAAGACGAUCAGCAGAUUUCACCGGCUUCGAAGAAGUCCACAUCGUUAGAAUAGGGAGAUCUUCGUGAGUUAAAACGUUAUUUCUAGCCUGUGACAUGGCUAAUUCAAACCCUGUGCCCCGUUUGUACAAAACGGUGGUAGAGGAUGUCAUAACAAAUGUCAGGGAAGCAUUCCUUGAUGAAGGGGUGGAUGAACAAGUCCUACAGGAGCUGAAACAGUUGUGGGAAAACAAACUGCAGCAGUCAAGGGCCCUGGAUUCUGGCCCUGAGCCCGCAGAUCCAAUGAUGAUCCCAUCCACAAUACCGUUUAUGCCCCAGCCGGUCCAGAAUGCCCCAGUCAAACAGCAGUUCAUAGGAACUUCAGGAGUGGUUACACAGAAUAUGCCAGUCCCUGUACAAAUCGCCAGCCAGGACAUUAGUCAGCCAGCCGCUGCAGCCCACAUGGCAUUACCUCAAGGUGUCUUUCAGCAACAGUUACAGGCAUUGGCCUCUCAAGGCCUUACUCUCCAACCAACAGGGAAUGGUCAGUUUAUAAUCCAGGCCUUGCCACAACAAGCCACCCCUGGUCAACAAUUAGGGGCCCCACAGUUACAACAGGUGACAAUUUCACAAGCUGGUAUCCCCACCAUGAUCCAGCAACAACCCCAACAACAGCAAAAGACACACCAGGUUUUACAGCUUGAUGGAGCUGGAGACUCAAGUUCAUCAGAAGAUGAAGAUUUUGAUGAUGACGAUGAUGACAAUGAAAAUGAUGAUGAUGUCAAAGAAGAAGAUAAUGAUGAGCAGGGAGAAGAAGAGGAACCUCUGAACUCUGAUGAUGAUGUCAGCGAUGAGGAUCCAUCAGAUCUGUUUGAUACAGAUAACGUGGUUGUGUGUCAGUAUGACAAGAUAAACAGAAACAAAAACAAAUGGAAGUUUCAUUUAAAAGACGGUAUCAUGAAUCUCAACGGAAAAGACUUUGUCUUUCAAAAAGCAACGGGGGAUGCAGAAUGGUGAUAUAUGUAUAUAUACAAAGGUUUUAUAUGGAUUGUAUAUUGACUACAACAUGUCACCAGAGACUCUGUGAGGACAGCAUAUACAAAAGUGUGCAAAACAUGGUGUGUGUUGUAUAAUAUUUUUUCCCCCACAAGGAGGUGCUAGGUUUUUGGUAAGGAGAGGUCCAGCCAAUAGAAAUGUUGUAAAAGGUUCAUUGUGUAAAGCAAUCGGGGAAAGAGGAAAAAUAUGGAGAGUUUAUAGAAGAAGGAAAAAAAUGUGUGGAGCAUUGUUGUAAUUUACCAGCCCUAUCCCAACCUUUUUUUUUCCAAAAAGUCUUGUGUUAUUGUCAUCUUGUGCCCCUUUAUUCCAUAUUGCCCACUUUUGGAUGCAGGAUCUGUUCUUAUUCUAUGAUUUACCCUGUAAUAAUCAUAAACAAUGCCUGAAAAAGAAAUUGAAACAUGUUAAAAUUUUAUUAAUUUUACCAGGGAGCAACAUGUACAUGUAUUUCUUUUUCCUUGUCAAAGCUUUAUCAAUGGAAUUUGUCAAUCUGGGACAUGUAUGUAAGAAAAGAACUUUAGUACAUAUGCCAGAGUAAAACUUCUUUUAUCUCUCAAAUAUAAGAGUUUAUACAUGGCUUAAAACAUAUAUUUAUUGUUUAAUCCAUUGAAUUGUAUGAAAAUAUGAUUGAAUAGUAUUUUUUCUAAAAAUCAUACCAUAGUUUUCAAGCUAUAUCCCAGUCAGGUUUCUAUUUUUUUCUUCCAAUGAUUUGACAGCGUAUGUUGUUGGUUUUAUAACAUAAAUGAAGACAAAAUCCACGAUACAAGAUUUUUUUUAAGUUUUCCAAGUCCAAUUGCUUUCCAUGAUUAAAACAUGAUUAAAGAGGCAUAAAUUGUGGUAGCCAUAUUUAGAUGAUGAAGACUUAUAAAAAAUAUUUUAAUGUAAAUGAAAACUGAUUCUUGUGGAACAAUAGUUCUAAAUCUUCCAUAUCACAAUUUUUUUUUUUUGAGCAUUGUUAUUUUUAACAGUACAUGUAUUGCAAAGAGAAAUGACUAUGGCUUGUAUAUGAUAUUCUUGCUUUUAUUUCACAGUGUUCCAUGCUCUCGAGUUUAUUUUUUACAGAAUGUAUAGACACCUUUCAGUUGCUGUAACUCAGUUAUUGUACCCGAUUAAAAAUAUUUUUUGAUGUAAGUUAUUACAAAUGUCUGUUAAUAGAUAUACUUUGCUAGUCAUUUACAGUGAAUUAUCAUGAUUAUCUUCUCAGUAAGUUUUCAUGUUCGUUAAUACAUCAAGUUUUGUACUUGCCAUUGGUUGUUAUUUAUAAGUGAUUUGUAAACAAUUAGUCAAUUUGGAGCCAAAAUUCUAACACUUGUUUAAUGCAAUUUUUUUUUUCAUGCACAUAGUAUUCACUGACCAAUGUUAUUGAACCAAAUUAUAGCUUUGGCCUGAAAAAAAAAACAAUCAUCAUUUGUUAGCGAAUGGUAGAAACCAUGCUUUAUGUGUUUUGCUUUCAGUUUUAUGAUGGUCAUGUUAUAAAUGUAGUUGUGUUUUGAACUCAUGUUUGAUAAUUUUCAAAGGAAGAGUUAGAUAUGGGCCCGAAUGAAGGGGAAUAGUUAGGGGCCUGAAGAAAUAGAUAAGGGCCCAAAGGAAGGGGGGAUAAGGGCCCAGAGGUACCUUUGACCUACAUACACGUAAUAUGCAUAAUUCCAGGGUCCUGUUUCUCAAACUUUUGUAUUGAUGACUUGUUAAGAAAUUCUGGGUGCUUAGAAGAAUAAAAUACAGGAAAAAUUGGCAUAAUGGUUGUGACCUUGAUCUCCAUGAUGUAUUUGAUGACUCGUCUCACAAGGAACCUCUAGCAUGCUAGAGUGAGAAUUUAGUGUAUCUUGGUGUGAGAUCAGUAGAAUAAAAUAGCCAAGGGCUUGUCACAAAAAUUCAGAGGAAAUGAAUGAUAUUCUAGUCAAGUUGUUGAUGAAUUUUUGGUAUCAAAUGUUUAAUCUGUUAAUUUUGAGGUUAAGCAUGCAGACAUUUAUAAAGAUCAUAGUAUUUUUGUAGGAGAUCAAGUAAUUAAUUGAAUGUCUUUGUAUCAAAUCUUUGUAUCAAAUGUAAAAUAAAAGUACACAUCAAAUUGAUGAUGCUUGCAUUAAAAUGUUUACAGCAAUACCUCUAAUGUCACUUUUUUUUAAUGGCAUUUGUGAAUUUGUUAAGUGUUUAAUUUCUAUAUAUCUGCUUUGAACACCAGGAAUUCAAAGAGAAGAUAACUCCUGUAAUGUUAUUGUACAGAGUUGCUUUUUGUCAAUGUUUUUAGUUUAAGUCAGCAAGUUGUUGGUACAACUUAUGUUUUCUUCAUUUUCCUUUUUUCUUCUUCAGUUUUUGUUUCAUUUAAAGGAUCUGUUUGGUAAGCUCAUGACAAAAGUAUAAUAAUCAUGUACCAAGGAUUUUUUCGAUGUUCAUAUUUUGGUCAACAGUCCAUGUAUGUACUGGUGCAGUUGCAUCGUUUUUUUUUCAAUGUGAAUCACAUAUUAAUUAAAUGAUAUGAUCCAUUGCAAUUCUCUAGAUUUUGUCUACCUUUGUAUGUUGUUAUUCUGUAUUUAAGAGAUGGUGAAAAUGUGGUACACAUGUUAGACAUAUCAUUAUAUUAUACCCUACAAAACAUCAUGUCAGGUAGUUUACAUGAAUCUGGAACUUCCUUUAAUAAUUUUUUUUUAAAAUUCUCUCAUCAAGACAACAACAUAUACAUGUAUAUAUGAUCAGGUUAUCUUGUCCACUGGUCCUGUAAAAUUUUUCAUGUUCAUGCAUUACAUGUAUGUGCCAUAAGAUUUGACCAUUGAAAACUGUGUCCAAAACUGAAUGUGUUUAAAGAUACUGCUUGUUAGAUGAGAAUUAUUAUGAUUUAUAUGAUCUUUUGGUGCACCCUUUGUUUCAUCUAUAUGUAACUUAUUACUAUAAUAAAGAGUUUAUAAAAUAUAA
This is a messenger RNA of Saccostrea echinata, 3980 nucleotides long. RefSeq names its product transcription initiation factor IIA subunit 1-like. Gene Ontology annotation, cellular component: transcription factor TFIIA complex. The record is from RefSeq and is a predicted model, not a curated record. Bases 138 to 1037 code for a protein of 299 amino acids. NCBI's taxonomy places the organism in Eukaryota, Metazoa, Mollusca, Bivalvia, Ostreida, Ostreidae. The transcript has 9 exons. Gene Ontology annotation, biological process: transcription by RNA polymerase II; transcription initiation at RNA polymerase II promoter.